AUGUCUUCGGUGCAACCUGAUAUCUCAAAGAUAUUCGUCAACUAUUUGCGGAAUUCUCGGCAGCUGAGUUGCCCCAUCUGUCAGGUGGACGUCAAACCGCCUACACUCGAUGGGUUCAAGCAACAUGUUCAGAGCAGCGCCGAGAAGCAUCCCACGGAGGAAAAGGCCAUUCUAGACGCCUUCCAGCGGAUGAAGCUCAGCUCAUCCAAACCUCCACCCCAGCCUACAUCUGCCACAGAACAAGAUCAGAAUAGAAGGUCAAAGAAAAGAUCCGCUAUUGAUCAGCAAGACGACCAGCAGAAUCCAGAGCGUAGUCCUUUAGAUGCCAAGGAGAGUUCGGAUAAUGAAGGUCGCAAUAAGAAGAUUUGCUCUCCUAGCAGCUCCCCCCCGCCAUCUACGCCUAAUAGGCGAGGCCGUGGCAGACAGCAGGCCGACAACAUCAAAGAGUUUGAUCGCGGGACCAAAGGUUCAAGUACUCGCCAACUUUGGAGCCCAGGCAGCGGUGGUCUGCCGAGAUCCUCUCAGUUCAAGGCACAGCCCCCAGGCAAUCGAUCCAGGCUGAUAUCUCGAGCCAAGAUAGCACAGCAUGAUGUGGAAGAGCCUGAUCCAGAGCCUGGCCCAGAAGUUGAGGCUGAGGCAGAUGAUUAUACCGAGGAUCCUUCUGUAUCCCAGCUAAUCCGACAGCCUGAAACUAGGCCAAUAUCUCAAGAACAACUUGUUGCUGAGGUCAAAGGGAUAUACGCUGGAUUAGUCAUGGUCGAAAGCAAGUGUAUUGAGGUUGACAAUGCUCAAUCAGCCAACAAAGACUCACCGCAGCAGCUUAACAACGAGCAGUGGCAGGCACUUAUUGCUCUGCAUCGUACACUGCUUCAUGAGCAUCAUGAUUUUUUCCUGGCAAGUCAACAUCCGUCUGCCAGCCCGGCACUUCGACGGCUGGCCUCUAAGUAUGCCAUGCCAGCGAGAAUGUGGAGGCAUGGUAUACAUUCGUUCCUUGAACUCUUAAGACACAGAUUGCCCCUGUCUCUUGAGCACAUGCUCACUUUUAUAUAUAUUGCGUACAGUAUGAUGGCUCUUCUCUACGAGACUGUACCUGCAUUUGAAGAUACCUGGAUCGAGUGUCUCGGAGAUUUGGGCAGAUACCGUAUGGCUAUUGAAGACGACGAUAUUCGAGACCGAGAAACUUGGACAGCAGUUUCUCGAUACUGGUAUUCAAAGGCAUCGGAUAAGCUGCCGACCACUGGUCGACUAUACCAUCACCUAGCUAUUCUAGCGCGUCCCAACGCGCUGCAGCAAACAUAUUACUAUACAAAGUCUCUUUGUGUCCCUAUCCCAUUCUUAAGUGCCAGGGAGAGCGUCAUGACACUAUUUGAUCCAGUGCUGAGCUCGGGACCUCCUCGACUAGAGGCGAUUGACCUCGCCUUUGUCCGCAUACUCGCUAUUUUCUUUUCUGGCAAGGAAAAGGAUCUGCUAGGGUUUUCCGCCAGGCAGUUCCUGAGUCUUUUGGAUGGACACAUUGCUCGAAUAACAAAAAGUUGGCUAGAAGCUGGAUACUAUAUGGGCAUAUCGAUUACCUGUUCCUUACUUGGCUUCGGCGAAGACUCCAAUGUCCUGAAGCACGCUAUUAUGCCUAAGCGAUCUGAUGACAUAGACAUUGCUGGUGAAACCACCUCUCCGGAGCCCGUUCCCACAAACACUUUUUACCAAUCUCUCUCAUUAGCUGUGCAAACGCUCGAGAUAGUAAUUCAGCGGUGGGGAGACAUGAAUAUAUUACCCUUCCUCCAUACACAAAUGGUAUUUAUACACCACUUGUCUAAAUUUCCCUCGGCAAUGAAAUUUGUCGAAAAUAAAUAUCCCUGGAAGUUGAUAGCAACUAUGCUCAACUAUCUCAAGCAGUCUUGCAAAUUUGAGCCUCGCAUGGACAGUGCAGUAUUCCCUGGGGCAGAGAAUCAAGAUCAUUACCGACCACUACCAGAGGACUAUGCUAUGCGCGGCCUUAUUUAUACUGAAGAGUAUUUUCCACUUAAGUGGUUUUCUGGCGAGGUCGUUGAAGAAGACGAAAAAUAUUUUGAACAGGCGUCCAUGAUGGACGCCCGAAAGGAGAGAAUACUAUGGAUUGGCCGACAAAUAGCUUCCGUCGGCAAGUGGCUACUCUGGGAUGAAAACGCCAGAUUCACUGUACCAGACGAGUAUGAUAUUGAGUUUACAGCUAAAACACCCGAAGUUGGUGCCCGGGAAAUAACUGCAUAG
This is a messenger RNA of Trichoderma harzianum CBS 226.95, 2247 nucleotides long. RefSeq lists its product as hypothetical. NCBI's taxonomy places the organism in Eukaryota, Fungi, Ascomycota, Sordariomycetes, Hypocreales, Hypocreaceae. The transcript has 4 exons. The record is from RefSeq and is a predicted model, not a curated record. Gene Ontology annotation, cellular component: telomerase holoenzyme complex. Gene Ontology annotation, molecular function: protein binding; telomerase RNA binding; telomeric repeat DNA binding. Gene Ontology annotation, biological process: nuclear-transcribed mRNA catabolic process, nonsense-mediated decay. Bases 1 to 2247 code for a protein of 748 amino acids.